AUGGCCAUAGGUUUACCCAUGAACGAUCCACUUCCUCGAGCGUCUAUUUCGCCUUCGAAGAGACAGUCUCUCAAAGCACACCGAACAAAAUAUAUAACAAAGGUCUUUGAUGAGGUAUUGUUUGACACUACAGAAAAUCAGUUCCUAAUACCAGUUGAAACCAACAAUUACGAGACCACAAGCUUCAAUUGUGCCUUUUCGUUACUUUCUGAAGUCGAUCUUGCUGUUUAUAUAAAUGCCUCUAGAAUAGUAGCCGACUUUGCUGGCGCGACUGUUUCCCGUGAGCCUUUGUCCGACAGCCUGUGCAUGCACAUUAUCUCAAAGGAGAAAAAGCGUUACCAGAUUUUUUGCACACAACCAACUGAUCAGUUUUGCAACGAGUUUGAGCUCGUAGAGUCUACAUUGGUUGGAAACCUAACUUCGAGCCUCGUUGAGUUGGCGGUUGAUCUGGGACUAGCAAAGUUUGCAAUAACAGACUAUACGCACUGGAUUUUCUAUUCGUUGCACAAACAUGAUGGAAAGGUUAUUCUCGUUGUCAAGAGCGUGCACCAUGAAUCAGUUGACCCGACCAUUAGGUCCGCCUUAUUGAUUCAAUUGAUGUUUGGGAAUAAUAGCACUAGAACCCAAGAAGAAUUGAGCAUGAGAAGAGAACUCGGUAGGUUUGUGGAGUGCUUGAAGGGUCCAGAAGCCAGCUUAUACCCGCGAUUCGAGUUUGGACCUGUCUCAAUGAGUAGGCAGAAACCCCUCAUAGAAGUUCGCCUUCUGAAAGACGGCCCAACACCUGAAGGACUGAUUGACCUUUUACAUGACAAUGUCGAAAUCAUGUAUUUGCAGAAAUAUGGUACAUCGUCUCAGUUGGUGAGUAUCGACGGUACGAGGAUGGUUCUCAAAACUUUCGCCAAUGUUCAGACGUGGCUCAAGGUCUUGGAUGUAUACACUAAAUGGCUCUCCACGCUUCAAGGCCGAACAUUGCCAUACUUGUAUGCUCCAGUAACUUCCGAUCCCUUUCGUGGCAAUUGUAGACGCCAGCUAGGACUGCUGCUGGAGUACGUUGAGGGAAUACCUUUGUCAAUGUGGCUCCAACAACCGUUUAUUCCGCGGCAUUUAUCUGUAGCCGAGGCAAAGCAACUAGUCCAGGCUAACUGUAUGAUGUCCUUGCAAACAGUACACUCGCAUAAUGUUGCAAAUGGAGCUAUCGAAAGCACGUUCAUGGUUCACACAUUAGACCUCUCGGUUUCAAUGAUCAACUGGGAUUCGGCAAGGUUUGGAGGCACACUCGAGCGCGACAAUCGAAACCUCAAACGAUGGUUUAAAUAUGAAGACUGA
Molecule: messenger RNA, 1326 nt
Organism: Wickerhamiella sorbophila
Lineage: Eukaryota; Fungi; Ascomycota; Dipodascomycetes; Dipodascales; Trichomonascaceae
Exons: 1
Coding region: 1-1326 (441 amino acids)
Source: RefSeq, a predicted model, not a curated record